Molecule: messenger RNA, 1218 nt
Organism: Nezara viridula (southern green stink bug)
Lineage: Eukaryota; Metazoa; Arthropoda; Insecta; Hemiptera; Pentatomidae
Source: the annotation of a GenBank genome assembly
AUGUUGGAAUCUCGCUCAGCCAUUGCCUGCAGAGAUACUUGGCAAGGGAAAUUAAAUGUGAUACGACCGCCACCCCACCAUAUGGCAGCGAUGAGACCUCACGGUAAAUCAAGCCAAGAGGAUGGGUAUUAUGUGGUGGCCAAGUAUGAUUACGCUGCUCAAGGGCCACAGGAGCUCGACUUGAGAAAGAAUGAGCGAUAUUUGCUUCUUGAUGACUCAAAGCAUUGGUGGAGGGUGCAGAAUUCGAGGAAUCACGCAGGCUACGUACCCAGUAAUUACGUCAAGAAAGAAAAGCAUUCUCUCAUUGACAGUAUAAAAAGGAAAGUUAAGAAAAGCAGCAGCUCUAGUGGGUCCAAGACCUUACCAACCAGUAAUACUGGAAGAGGUGCUGUCGAUUCACCAACAAUGUCUCGCAGACUUCCUGCGGACCCGUCAGAUGCCAUCGGAAUGGCUGUAGUCAAGUAUAAUUACCAGGCCCAACAGCCUGAUGAACUUUCUCUAGUCAAAGGAACUCGGAUAUUGAUACUUGAAAAAAGUAAUGAUGGAUGGUGGAGGGGACAGAGUGGAUCUGCACAGGGAUGGUUCCCUUCGAACUAUACCCAGGAAGAGAUUGACCAUGAUGAUGCACUUCAUACGUACGCAAUGGCAGAGAAUGUGUUGGACAUCGUUGUUGCCCUAUAUUCCUUCUCUUCCACAUCUGAACAAGAGCUCUCUUUUGACAAAGGAGACAGGCUAGAGGUCAUCGACAGGCCGCAGUCUGAUCCUGAAUGGUACAGAGCCCGCAACAGUCAUGGCCAAACAGGCCUCAUUCCAAGGAACUAUGUUCAAGAAUUGAGUGAGUAUUUGACACAACCAUUAAGAGAUGGUUCGAGCAACAUCUCCGCUGAAAGGCCUCACCUUGUUGGCAAGGAAUGGUACUAUGGUUCCAUCACACGGGCCCAAUGCGAUGCUAUCCUCAACCAAAGUGGAAAUGAUGGAGAUUUCCUAAUAAGGGAUUCAGAAACAAAUAUGGGUGACUACUCAGUAUCGCUGAAAGCACCAGGUCGCAAUAAGCAUUUUAGGGUGCACGUGGACGGUGCACUCUACUGCAUUGGACAGAGGAAGUUCCAUACUCUAGAUCAGCUAGUUGACCAUUAUCAGAGGGCGCCCAUCUAUACGAACAAACAGGGCGAAAAGCUAUACUUGGUGCGACCGCUACCCAGAGCCAACAAUAACUGA